Molecule: messenger RNA, 823 nt
Organism: Pteropus alecto (black flying fox)
Lineage: Eukaryota; Metazoa; Chordata; Mammalia; Chiroptera; Pteropodidae
Gene: RBM8A
Product: RNA binding motif protein 8A
Exons: 6
Coding region: 90-614 (174 amino acids)
Biological process (GO): RNA splicing
Cellular component (GO): cytoplasm; nucleus; exon-exon junction complex
Molecular function (GO): mRNA binding
Source: RefSeq, a predicted model, not a curated record
GUCAACUUGACUGGCGACCUUUCCCCUCCGCCCCGUUCCUGAGGUGCUGAGUUCUGAGCGGCGCAGCCUAGCGUUAGAACGAAGGCAAGAUGGCGGACGUGCUGGAUCUUCAUGAGGCUGGGGGCGAGGAUUUCGCCAUGGAUGAGGAUGGGGACGAAAGCAUCCACAAACUGAAAGAAAAAGCGAAGAAACGGAAGGGCCGCGGCUUCGGCUCCGAAGAGGGGUCUCGAGCGCGGAUGCGUGAGGAUUAUGACAGCGUGGAGCAGGAUGGUGAUGAACCCGGACCACAACGCUCUGUUGAAGGCUGGAUUCUCUUUGUCACUGGAGUCCAUGAAGAAGCCACCGAAGAAGACAUCCAUGACAAAUUUGCAGAGUAUGGGGAAAUAAAAAACAUCCACCUCAACCUGGACAGGCGUACAGGAUACCUGAAGGGGUAUACGCUAGUUGAGUAUGAAACAUACAAGGAGGCUCAAGCUGCUAUGGAGGGACUCAAUGGCCAGGAUUUGAUGGGUCAGCCAAUCAGCGUGGACUGGUGUUUUGUUCGGGGUCCACCCAAGGGCAAGAGGAGAGGUGGCCGAAGACGCAGCAGGAGUCCAGACCGGAGGCGUCGCUGACAGGCCCUCUCUUGUCCAGGCGUUCUCUCCAUCGAUUCCAUUCUAUGGACAAGGGUCAGAACAAAAGCAAGAUGCAGCCUUGGAGAAACAGAGCUGGGAUGGAGCUCACUGUUUAUAUUUAAUAUCUUAUCCUAUUGAUUAGUGUUUCUUUUGAGUUAUGAAUAAAUGUCCCAUUUUUGUUUUCUACAUUUAAAGUUACUUUCCUGUUC